AGCUUGUGGUUUUCAUUUGGACUGAUUUAUUUGGAGCGGUGGGCCUGAUUUUCUGACGGAAAAAAUACCAAGAUCUGAAAUUAGUUGUACCGGGUAUCUCGUCUAGUCGUUUGAGAUGGCAGAAGACGGGAAGUUCCGAAUUGAAAAGUUCGAUGGUACAGAUUUCAGUUGGUGGAAGAUGCAAAUUGAAGAUUUGCUAGUUCAGAAAGAUUUGGAUGUGGUUUUGGGUGACAAGCCAAAAAAAGAUGUCGGAUGCAGAUUGGGCAGGUUUGGAUCGGAAAGCUAUGUCCGUGAUCCGUCUCUCGUUGACCAAGAAUGUUGUGUUCAACAUUCUGAAGGAGAAGACAGCGAAGGAAUUAUGGACGCGCUGUCUAACAUGUACGAGAAGCCUUCGGCAGCGAACAAAGUUUUUCUGAUAAGAGAGCUGGUGAACACAAAAAUGAAAGAAGGCACUUCUGUUACCGAGCAUAUCAAUAAGCUGAAUUCGAUCUUAGCCAGACUUUUGUCGCAGUUACCGGUUCAGAUUCGAGAUCUCGUUCUUGGCGAGGAUGUCAGAAGAAAGAGUUCAGGGGAGUCAUCUGGUGAAUUGCUUCAUGUUGGUAGAGGCAGAAGAUAUAUCAGAGGUAGUGGGAGCAGGAACAGACAAAGGAGUCAGUCGAAGACUCGUGACAGCUCAGGUGUAACGUGCUGGAAGUGCAAGGAGGUAGGGCAUUUUAGGAAUCAAUGUCCGAAUGAUAAGAAAGUAAACAUUGCUCAAGGCUCUGCGAGUGACGAGGAGGUCGCUCUGACUUGCUUUGAGGAAAGCAAUGUGGAUUCAUGGGUCAUGGAUUCUGGUGCUUCAUUUCAUGCCACCCACAGCGGUGAAGCAUUGCAGAAUCUGGUUAUUAGAGACUUUGGAAAGGUACGACUAGCGGACGACAGAGCUCUUGAUGUGACGGGCAUGGGUGACAUAGUGCUGAAGACCCCAGUCGGUUUCUGGACUUUGAAGGAUGUCAAAGUCGUUCCAGCCUUGAAGAAAAGUUUGAUUUCUGUCAGGCAGUUGGACGAACAGGGACACGAGACUCAGGAUGAACGAGCAUGGAAAGGUUUAAUGGGGCCAGUCAUAGGUAUUUGUGGCAGUGGGAGCUCAAGAGGCGCUUCAGCCAAGUUGCCUAGAAGACAGUGGGUCAGGAGAACCAGUAUUCCAGCUGUUGGAACAUCUCCAGAAAAUUUCUUGCUGAGUAUGGAGAGUGUUUGUUCUCAGGAUGUUCCAAGAUCCGGCAGUGUGCGUCUGCAGUGGGAACCGGUAGGGACCGAGGACGAGUCAGGGGCUGAUUUUGCCGUGACUGAUGUGUUGGAGCUUGGGAGAGCUUCAACGGGCCUUUCAGUGGUCUGAUGAUAGGGCCACUGCAACAGGAGAGCUGAGGAAGAUUACUCGAUGUACAGGCGAUCGUGGCGGAUGGCAGUUGAUGUUUAUCAAGCCUCCAAGUGGGAGAAUGUUGGGCUUUGUGGAGGCUUGUUUGUCGGCCCGGCCCAGUUGUGCGUAGCCCUAGUUUUUCCCCUAUAUAUAGAGGGCUUGUUCUUGCAAUCU
This is a messenger RNA of Cuscuta campestris, 1570 nucleotides long. NCBI's taxonomy places the organism in Eukaryota, Viridiplantae, Streptophyta, Magnoliopsida, Solanales, Convolvulaceae. The record is from the annotation of a GenBank genome assembly.